AUGAAUUUAAUUACAACUAUUGUCCUUAUUACCACUAUUUUACCGGUUAUCCUAGCUCUCGUAUCCUUCUGGUUACCUCAAAUAACGCCCGACCACGAAAAGCUAUCCCCCUACGAAUGCGGAUUUGACCCCUUGGGGUCAGCCCGUUUACCCUUUUCUCUUCGAUUUUUCCUCGUUGCCAUUCUAUUUCUUCUCUUCGAUCUAGAAAUCGCCCUCCUGUUACCUCUUCCCUGAGGGGAUCAACUUGUAACCCCGUUACUAACAUUUUUAUGGGCCUCAGCCGUCCUGGCCCUCCUCACCCUCGGCCUAGUCUACGAAUGACUUCAAGGCGGCCUAGAAUGAGCUGAAU
Messenger RNA from Etheostoma spectabile (orangethroat darter), 349 nucleotides. NCBI's taxonomy places the organism in Eukaryota, Metazoa, Chordata, Actinopteri, Perciformes, Percidae. The record is from the annotation of a RefSeq genome assembly.